This is a messenger RNA of Ipomoea triloba (trilobed morning glory), 6677 nucleotides long. RefSeq lists its product as uncharacterized. The transcript has 12 exons. The coding region runs from base 418 to 5442 and encodes 1674 amino acids. The record is from RefSeq and is a predicted model, not a curated record. NCBI's taxonomy places the organism in Eukaryota, Viridiplantae, Streptophyta, Magnoliopsida, Solanales, Convolvulaceae. Gene Ontology annotation, molecular function: zinc ion binding.
GCUGAUUUACACCAAAACCAAAAACCAGAGUCCUCUCUCUCUCUCUCUCAUUCUCCGGUCUUUGUCUCUCUUCUUCCUCGCAUUUGCUUUCUCUCUCUUCUCAUCGUUGUGAGCUCCAGAGAUCGCACAGGGCGAUCCGAGUUCUGUAAUUCGAUUCUGUUUGUUGCAGGAUCAUCUUGCCAAGUUCCUCAGAUUCAACUUAAUUUUUUCCUUGAAUUUCAAAUAAAAUAUUUAUCCUUGUUUUUCCCCUGAAAGCUUAUUAUUUCCUGGAUCCUGAUUGAUUCUGGAGUAAUUAUUGUCUGGUUUUUGUUGGUUUUCUAUUUCUAAAAAGCGGUUCUGGAAAAUUCUGGUGUAUAUGUAUAGCGUUGUUGGUGAAGUCAAGAGCGGCUUUGGAGGAGUGUUUGAAGGAGGUUUUUGAUGAUUUCUGUUGGGGAAAGGGAUGGGAGGAAGGGACUAAGUGUUGGAAGAGAGAUGGAAGAACUUGAGCUUGAAGAAGGGGAGGCUUGCUAUUAUGACAAUAAUAAUGGCUGUGACGAUGAUUCAAUCAUUGACCCUGAUAUUGCUCUCUCCUACAUAGACGACAAACUUCAAGAUGUUUUAGGACAUUUCCAAAAGGAUUUUGAAGGAGGAGUUUCAGCUGAGAACCUGGGGUCAAAAUUUGGUGGGUAUGGUUCAUUUUUACCAACUUAUCAGCGGUCUCCUGCAAUUGAUCUGAGGAAUCCACCAGAAGUCCACAACAAUAACAGACCACAAUCCCCCAACACUACGCACUUUGAGGGUGGUAGGCAAAAUUCAUUAGUUUCAUCAAGGUCCAGUGCCACUUCCACAAAUUCUUUGUUGGUACCUGCAACUAGGGUUGCUACAGCUAAUCCAGAAAUCAACAUAUGCAUACCUCCCACUCGGGCUGAAGAAUCUACUUCAAUAUGUAAAACUCUCAAGAAGCCUGCAGAUCCUCCUGACCAGAAAAGUCUGAAAGUGCGCAUCAGAGUUGGGUCUGAAAAUCUGUCGACCACAACAAAUGCUGAGCUCUAUAGUGGACUUGGCCUUGAUGUUUCUCCAUCGUCAUCCUUGGAUAAUAGUCCCUCAGACAGUGAAGGUUUAUCUCAUGACCUUCAGGAUGCCCCAGAUGAAUCCCCUACAAGCAUCCUUCAGAUUAUGACCUCAUUUCCAAUGCAUGGAAGCUUACUGCUAUCUCCUCUUUCUGAUGAUUUGAUUCAUUUGAUGGAAAAAGAUUGGCCUUUUGGAAAAAGUGGAUCUAAACCUGUGCAUAAAACAAGCUCUGAAACUUCUGAUAGCACUAGGGGAAGUAGGAAAGUCUUGAGUGAGAAAAAACGCAAGUCAUAUGAGAAAGAUGUCAUAGGAAAUGGCUAUAGCAGUGACAUGCAGAAUUAUGUAGGAGUACCUUCUAAGGAGAUUGAUGUUAAUACCUUGGCUUGUGAAGAACUAGUAUCUAAAGCUUUGAAGCUCCCUCUUCUCUCUAAUUCAUUUAGUGAUGUUCCUUAUCCUGCAAGUCAUUCCAAGUCAAUUGAUAAUUUGGCGACCAAUAUUCAAGGUAUGGUGAAAGAAGAAUCCUUUGAUCACACAGCCAAGGAAGAUUUAGAGCUUGUUUCUGCUACAGAGAAUGAUGGGAUGGAGAAAUCCAAUGGAAUAAUUAGUUCUUCUGGAGGGGUUUUGGAAAGUGAAAAAACAAACCAUUUUGACUGUGGUGUAGGAUUUCCAAGGAAAGAAGGCAACAAAAGCAGGGAACAAUCUGAUGUUUCAGCCAAUACUGAGCAUAACAAAGGUAGAAAAACUCAUAAUAUUGAUGCCUCAGGUGUUUCAAAACCAUCAAUUGGUCCAAAGUUCACAUCGAAAAAUGAGGCUGGUGUGAGACUGGCAAAGGAACAAGUCUCAUCCGGUGGCAAAAAGAAACAUAAAGGGACUCAGAUUCAUGGUGCCCAUGGGGGAAAGGUACUGAAUGAUGGCUUGGUAACUGAUUCUUCUUUGGGACAUAAGAUUAAAAAGAGCUCUUCUAGGGACACAAAUACAUCUAGAAGUGACUCAAAGGGUUUCAAGAACCAUUUUAAAGCUAGAGAUGCAUACGCUGAGUUAUUUGGGAACCUAGAAGCUGAGGAAGAAGAUGAUAAAAUUGGUUCAGAGAAAACACAUUCAUUGGAACUGUUGAAGGAUUCUGAUGCUAUUUAUGAGAAUAACAAGGUAGAAUGUAAUGAUACAAUGAAAGUGAGAUCUAAUGCUUCAAAAGUAGAAAAGCCAUGUGCACUGACAGAGCAUCCUAGAUUAGGUUCAAACAUGAAAACCGUCACUGGAACUGAACUCAAUCCUUCUCAUGCUCCAAUAGCAGAGGGUCCUGUACUUAAAGAAGAUUGGGUAAUGUGCGACAAGUGUCAGACAUGGCGUCUACUUCCACUUGGCACAGAUCCUAGAAGCCUCCCUAAGAAAUGGCUUUGUAAAAUGCUUCACUGGCUGCCUGGGUUGAACCGUUGUGGUAUCAGUGAGGAAGAGACAACGAAGGCUUUGAGAGCCCUGUACCAGUUCCCUACUUCUGCCAUUGCUGUCUCUGCUUCUGAAACACGGACAAAUAAUCAGCACCAAUAUCCUGAUAGGAAGCUUUUAGGAGUUGCUUCAGUUGAUGCUUUUCACCCAGGCUUGGAGAACAGAACUCUUGGUAUACAAGUUGCAGAUGCUAGUGGGAAGAAGAAAUAUGGAUCAAAAGAUCCUACAGAUGAAUGCAAACAAGCAGGCCUAGUGCAGUGUUCAAGUAAAAUCAAUAACUUUCAGGAAACCUCAAAUAAUAUAGGCUUAAAUGACAGCAUCCAAUCCCCUUCGGGUGAUAAUGGGCAUAAAAAAUAUUCCAGACAAUCAAGUACCUCAGUUAAGGAGAAGCAAAGAAAUAAACUGAAAGAGAGAAAAAGGUUGCUUGGCAGCAUCUCUUCUGAUGGAGGUGCAAAAAAUGCAAAGAUGAAGAACAAGCCAGAGACCAAUUUAGAUAAUUCUAGAGCCUCUAAGAAGGUAAAAAGAGAUGGCUUAUAUCAUGACGAUGAACAUUGGAGCACUGCAGGGGAGAAUGCAGGGCAUAGCUCAAGCAAUGGUAUGGCACCGAUUGCGUCAAUGAAGGAUCGACAUAAAUAUAAGUUUAAAGAUUCAAAAACUUCAGAUAAAAGUCCCUUGAUCCAUAAUCCAGUUAGUUCUAGUGAUGGAUCACUACAUGCUGGCAAGUGUAACAGUAAAGACUCUUCUAAGAGGAGGAGGAAGGGGAAUGGGUAUCACCAUUCAGAGGCUAACAGUAGGUCAUUUCCUGGUUUAGGAUGCAACUCUCAAGAUUCUGUUGGUUUGCUUGAAGAAACUUGUGAAAAUGGCCAAAGAAAAGAAAAGAGAGCAAGGGUAUCCAAAUCUGAGGUGAAAGAUUCUAGUGGAAACAAAGCCAAUGAAGGAAAAGACGAAAGGGUUAGAAAUAAGGACCAGCAAAUAGGGCAGUAUCUGGAUUGCACUCAGUCUCAGCAAACCAUAGAUGCUAUGGAUUCUUCAAAAAGGCAUUUGGGCACUCUCCAGCCUUCCAUGGCUGCCACUUCAAGUUCUUCUAAAGUUUCUGGUUCACAAAGAAACAAAAGCAAUCUCCAGGAACUGAGGGCUUCUCCUGUAGAGUCAGUGUCUUCAUCUCCUCUAAGGAUUCCUACUGCAGAUAAAUUCACCUCAACAAGAAGAAAUGAUUGUCAGGAUGCAGGAUUAUUAUCCAUGCUUACUCCUCGGAGAUCUUCAGAUGGGGAAAAUGAUGGGGGCAGUGAUCAAUCUGGAAUGAUUAAGAAGGGUGAAACUUUGAAUGCUGGGCAUAAUGGUUCUCUUGAUUGCCAGGAAGCAGAUUUGGGUCAUAUAUCAUGUGUUAAAGUGAGCCGAGGCACUGCACCUUCUCCUGUUAUUGCAAAGCAUGAUGAAAAUGUGGCUGUAGAACCCUUGCCUCAAUGUGACCAGUAUGAUUCCAAAACACAGAAUUUGGAACGAGGCCAAGACAAGGGAAGAAGGAAUGAUGGUCUUCAUGGUAAUAGUGGAAUUGUCGUGAAGAAGUCUGGGAAGGGUUCCUCUUCUAAACCUAAAGACAAGAAUAGGAGUUACAGAUCUGAUUUUGACAGAUCUACUGUCAAUGAACCUUUAGAUCAAAUGCCUUCUUCUGGGGAAAAGUUAAAGCCCGGACAGAACAAAUUCCAUGAGAGAACUGUUAAUCAUUCGGAUAGCAAUUCUGUGAAAGAUCCUACUGAAAGAUUAUUGAAUGAGAGCACUAAAGAUGAAAUUCACUCAAAGCUUUCUGACAAUAAUGGUAGAGAUGUUAGAAUAGGCAUUAUUUCUGGACUGGAUAAGGGGCAAGCUCUGCUUCCAAAUCAAGAUGAUGGAAGAUUGACUAAGAAGCCUGUUUCUGACAAAACAAAUGGGGUUCCUACCUCUGGGAGAGGGAAGUCACUCUUACCAUUACCUGCUAGAAGCCAAAAUGAGACAGCAGCAUGUCUACAGUCAAUUCCUGGGUCUCAAAAAGAAGCUACAAAUUUGUCAGUUGAUGAUUUUGAAGAUAAUGCUUCAAGGGAUAAACAUGGUAAGAAAGGUCAGAGCCAGAGUAGGGACCUACCUAGUACAAGACACUCCACUGCAAUGUUAACCAAAGUUCGUGAUCUUGAUGCUCCUUCUCCAGUUCGUAAGGAUUCCUCCAAUCAAGCUGCUUCAAAUGCUGUAAAAGAAGCGACAAACCUUAAACACAUGGCUGAUCGUCUAAAGAAUUCUGGAUCAAGUGACAGCACGGGUCUUUAUUUUGAGGCUGCGUUAAAGUUUCUCACAGGAGCAGCUUUAUUUGAAUCAUGCAACAAUGAUAGUGCGAAGCACAAUGAGAUGACUCAGUCGGGCCAAAUUUAUAGUAGCACUGCAAAACUCUGCGAGUUUUGUGCCCAUGAAUUUGAAAGAUCCAAGGACAUGGCUGCUGCUGCACUUGCAUACAAAUGCAUGGAGGUUGCAUACAUGCGUGUAAUUUAUUCCUCGCAUUCCAAUGCAAACAGAUAUAGAAAUGAGUUACAGGCAGCUUUGCAAAUAUUUCCUCCAGGCGAAUCUCCUUCCUCUUCUGCCUCUGAUGUUGACAAUUUGAACAAUCCAUCAGCUGUAGACAAGGGUGGCUUGGCCAAAGGUGUUGGAUCUCCUCAAGUGACUGGAGCUCAUGUUAUGACAACAAGAAAUCGUUCCAAUUUCUCACGGCUUCUGAUUUUUGCACAGGAGGUUAGUUUUGCAAUGGAAGCCUCCAGGAGAUCAAGGGCUGCUUUUGCAGCUGCAAAUUCAAAAACAGGAGAUGAUAAAUGCAAAGAGGGUAUCUUAUCUGUUAAAAGGGCACUUGAUUUCAACUUUCAGGAUGUGGAAGGAUUACUGCGCCUUGUGCGCAUUGCGAUGGACAAGAUCAAACCGGUAAAGUGUUAACUUGGAAGUGACUCCACUCUACUGUCAAUUGAGGAAGAGCAUAGCAGGGGAUCACUUUGAGAACAUUAUAGACUCCCUUUGAAUGAUAAGAUCCAUCUCUUCACUGCCCUUGUACAUCUGUACAGUAAUAGUGUUACUAUGAUAUUCUUUAAGGCUGCUGUGGGUUCCUCCUGAAUUGAAUAAGGAUCCUGGAGGGACUAAUGUCACCCUGGCAGAAACUACUAACGUUGCCAAGCUCUCAGUUAGGUUACUGAUCCUACUAACUUCUAGUUCCAGUCCAACAGCUGUGUGGCAGGCGUCAAGGGUUGAGUCUGAGGUGAAGUCAUGAGAGAACUUGUAAUAUUUUGGAUAACAUUUCUGUGAAAGAUUAUUGAAUGCGAGCACCAAGAAGAAAUUCACUCAAAACUGUGCUGACAAUAAUGAGAGAUGUUAGAGUAGACAUUAUACCUGGACUGGUCAAGGAGCAGGCUCUACAGUUCAACCUCUGUGAGAGGGAAAUCACUUUUACCAUGGCACUACCUACUAGAAGUCAAAAUGAGACAGUAGCAUACCCUCAAUCAAUUCCUGGGUCUAAAAAAGGGGCAUCUAUGAAUCUGAUGUCAGGUGAUGGUUUUGAAGGUAAUGCAAUAAUGGAUAAGCAGGGUAAGAAAGAUCAGAGCCGGAGUAGUUGCCAACAUAGUAGUUUAAAAACUCCACAACAAUGCUCAUCAACAAGAAAUUGUUCCAACUUCACACCGCUACUGAAUUUUGAAGUUAGUUUUGCAAUGGAAGGCCCAAGAAAAUCAAGGACAGCUAGAUUCAAGAAAAUAUAAAAUGAUCAAUACAAUGAGGGUGUCUCACCUGUUAAAAACGUCCCUUGAUUUCAACCUCCAGGAUGUGGAUGAAUUACUGCAGUGGAAUGGAUUGAGAAGCGAAAAAUGCUUGGAGCCAUGGCGGUAGCAUAAAAGUGUGUAAUCUAUUCUUGACAUUCCAUUGCAAACAGAGGCAGCUUUGCAGAUCUUUCUUUCAUUUGACUAGGAAAAUGUCUCUUUCUCAACACGGUCCCAACUAGUUGAUUCAAAAUCCCCCCUUCAUGUACAUGUUGCUAGCUGCAAUGAAGUAAAAACUAACUCCUUAAACCACCACUAUCCUGUUUUAUAGGCUUUUCUGUAAGGUUAUUUGAAAAUCAUUUGUAAAUAUAAAUUUUCCACAGUUCAUGAGAAAUGGCAUUCCAUAUACACGCUGCAGAUUGAUAA